UUAUCCCAGUCCUCGUCCUUGGGCACUGUCCCUACUUCUGACAGAGAAGAAGAUUCCUUCUCAACUAGCUCUAACGAGAAAACCUUGAUUGAACAGAACUGCCAUCAUGGGUGUUCUUCGUUUGCCUCGCCCGACGGGCAUCUAUGUCCCCAACUCUCCCACCCGCAGCCUCACUACGGAUAUGAUCUCCUCGCCUCUGUCUCCAGGCUUCAACUUCGAUUGCGAAACGGUCACGCCUUCCAUCAUCCCUGCUCUGGACUACAUCUCCUCCAAGCUCCAGCAGAAAAUGAUGCACGUCACACUACUCGUCGGCCGGGGAAAGCCCUACCCCACAGGGCAACCGUCCGACCUCAUGGUCAUCCCCAUGGCACAACUCGACCCUCAGUGCUGGCGCACGGUAUGCCGCAUCGUCGCCAAGGGAGCCAAGAAAUUCUCCCUAGGCCAGAGCUGGACCGAUGCCCUGGCACGCAGCCAGUAUGAGCGCCAGGCCAACGAAUACCUGAUCCAGCAAUCCAUCCUGCAGAACGAAGUCGUCUUUAGCCGUGAGGGCCUGACUCUCCUCAACGUCGACCGCAUCUACACCUUCAAGCGCCGCCUCUGCAUCCUGUCGAACUGCGACAACGGCACCGAAGAGCCCUACGUCUCCUCCUGCGUGCAUCUCCUCCACCGCACCAUCCGCGACUUCCAGGGCCGCCCCUUCAGCAAGGCGUUUUUCCACCGCGUGUACGAACAGCUCGAUGUCCGCGAUGAUCUCCUGACGCGUGUGGCAAACGCCUACAAGAAAGAAUACAACCAGGAGGGCAUCGUCCUGCCGCCGCGGCCCAAGCCCGAGUACUCACGGAAAUCGCCCAUUCGCCCCGUCCGUCCACGCAGACAGCCUACGCCGCCGACCUGCAGACCGGCCUCGGCGAAGAAGGGACCCAAGACGCCUCUCUCGGCCUCUGAUGUUACACCAAUCACGAGAAGCGAGUGGAACAUGUUUGUCGGCUCCGGUAUCCGUCAGAUCAACCCGACCGUGACCAAGUGGACGCCAUCGCCAACUGUGCUCGCUGCCGCAUGAGCAUUCAGGACAGAAAUCCAGUUGACUAUCUCCAACGCAUGACUCCAGAGCUAGCCUGCAGAUUCAGGCACCGACAGCUCGGGAUAUCAUCCACAAAGGAUCUCAUCGAUCCGCAUUUUGCCGGCCGGCAGAGAGCUCAUCAGCUCGGCGAACCGGCCAAGCAGGCAUGAAUGAUCUAUAGCCUUUCUGCGGCUAAUAGAGUAUCAUCAUGCACUAUCUGGAGCGGAAGGAAACUCCACCCACAAACACGUUGACAUGCCAAUGGCGGAAUCAAAUCAUUCUGCAACAGGCCGAGAAUUGCCUGAGUGUCACUGUUAUGAAGCUGGCCUGACUCAGAGAUCGAGUCAGACGUGUAUAUCUAUGUCUUAUGUUAAGACCCCAAUACUGUAUAUAAAAGUGAAUCAUAAAAUGAUGAGACGACUUCCCUUCUAUUGAUACUAUCACCAAGAGUAAGCGACCG
Aspergillus novofumigatus IBT 16806 is the source of this 1520-nucleotide messenger RNA. RefSeq lists its product as uncharacterized. The record is from RefSeq and is a predicted model, not a curated record. The coding region runs from base 107 to 1060 and encodes 317 amino acids. The transcript has a single exon. NCBI's taxonomy places the organism in Eukaryota, Fungi, Ascomycota, Eurotiomycetes, Eurotiales, Aspergillaceae.